Meriones unguiculatus (Mongolian gerbil) is the source of this 516-nucleotide messenger RNA. Its product is annotated as alpha-S2-casein-like A. The record is from RefSeq and is a predicted model, not a curated record. The transcript has 11 exons. Gene Ontology annotation, molecular function: zymogen binding; protein homodimerization activity. Lineage: Eukaryota; Metazoa; Chordata; Mammalia; Rodentia; Muridae. Gene Ontology annotation, cellular component: extracellular region. The coding region runs from base 1 to 516 and encodes 171 amino acids.
AUGAAGUUCUUCAUCUUUACCUGCCUGGUGGCUGUUGCUCUGGCAAGCCAUGCGAUAAAGGAGCAAUCCUCCAGUGAGAAGUAUAAGCAAGGCAGUAAUGUGUUUUUCCAAACAACUCAGGAUUCUGCUAGCAGUUCAUCCAGUGAGGAAUCUGCUGAUGAUAUCAGUGAAAAAAUUGUGCAGUCUAGAGCACAGAAGGUCAACCUAAGCCGGCAGAAAAAAAUCAAGCCCCAGGGCAUUUCCAUCCCUCAGUGCUGCACACCUUUUCAGCAGCAACAGGCCGGGAUCCAGUGGGACCAGAGUAAGACCAUCCGUAAUAUUCCCAUCCAGGAAUCCCCCAUCACUUCUGUGGAGGAAAUCCUGAAGAAGAUUAUUGAUAUGGUCAAGUUCAGCCAGCUUCAGCAGGUCACCAUCCCCCAAUUCCCUCAGGCUGUUCAUACACAGAUACCUGUGAACUACUGGAAUCCCAAUGAGUACCCCACCGCCCCAUAUGCUCGCUAUGUGAGAUACUUCUAA